UUAUUUUGUACUUUGUAUUGUAUAUCUAUAUAUAUCUAUACAUAGGUAUGGUUAUAUUACUUGUUUACAUAGGUUUUUAAGUGCUACGGCACUUAAGGAAUAUGGUCCUUUGAAGGUAAUCUAUUGUUUGAUAUAGAUUAUUGUUUAGUGGCGACAGAUGUGAAUUUUUGGGACUGGAUAAAUCCAUGGGGUGUUAUAAAUUUUUAAAGUAUCUUAUUUACUACAAUUUGAAAACUUGAAAAUAUUUACUUUACAGGAUAAAGAUUUCUUAAGAAAGUUGGAAAAAAUUUAUAACUCAUAAACUUAUCUUAUCCUCAAGAAUUCAUGUUAUAGCGAAGUAAAAUAAAAUAGAAAAUGUGUGAGAAAAUAAAAUAAAAUAAAUUUUAAACGUCAAAAUUCGCUGGACGUUACAGAUGGAUGCUUUGUAAAAGUUCUUCUAUCGUACUCGCUUGCUGAACAUCUGUUUCCAUUUCAUUGUUCAUUUUGAUUUCUUCGCUUGAAGGUAUCAAUGUAUUUUUUAAGAUUAGUGAUGAUUUUUUAUCUGGACUUGUGUUUGGUUUCACAUAGGCUUUGAACCCUCAGUUUUCUUAUGAGUGGGUUUUUUGCGCUGUUAGUUGUGAAGUUCUUGUUCUUUUGUCAUACAAAAGUAUUUCUUCAUUUUAUAUCAUGUCUGGAUUUAAUGGAGAAAAUCAUAAUUUAUUAACAUCUGAUAACUUUUGGGAUUGAUAACCCCCUUUUUCACUAUUAAUGUUUAUUAUUUCACUAUCACUUUUUAAAUUCAAACUCGCGCGGACGCGAAACUCUGCCUAUGGUCCGCUGCUGUGGUGGCGGUUUAUUUAAGUCAGACUUUUUUUAAAAAUAUAGUCUUUUCCUUUGAGUCUGGUGAGCUAGCUCUACCGAUUCUUAAUUUACUACUGUUACAUCCUAGGAUGCACAAAGCAAAGUAUUUAAUUUAAUUAUUUCAAGUCAGGAACGCAUUGUCCUCUAACUUGGGAAUAAUUUUAUAAUUUGAGUUUUCUUUUAGAAAAAAGGAAAUUGGAAAAUAUAUGGAUUAAAUUUUGUCGAUACAACUUAAAUUGAAUCGGCAAAAUUUGGAAAAGGUCCUAACCAAAAUGUGAUGUUGAUAGUAUGGGUCCAACUUAAAUUGUACCAAUACUAUCAGGGAACAGAAAAUAGAAAAGAAAUGAUAAUCAAAUAAAUUUUAUUAUUAAUUCACUUACUUUUUUAUUGAUUAUUGUUUUUUUACAGUGUGUUGUUGAAUAUCAGUUUUUCCUUUCCUUGAAUAUAUUCCUUUUUUUUAUAUUAAUAUUAAUUUUAUAAAUGAAAUUCUUUAAAUUGGGAUUUUGUAGCAAUGAUAAUACUGGAUACUUUUAUGAAGAAUAUUUUUUUAUACUUGUGUUUUUUUUAGAAAUGAAUUUUAUGUACUUGAUUAAAAAAAUUGAACUAAAAGGUUUGAACUGAAUUGAAGAAUUUUUUUAACUGACUUCUAAUGGGACUUCCCUUGGUUUUUAAAGGGAAUGAUUCCCACUCCACUUUUUAGAUAAAGAUAAUAUUAUCAGGCCCAUUUUUGGGGACUUGAAUUUAUAAAAAGAAUAUAUAGAAGAACAAGUACAACCUCCCCAUAGGGUGUACUUUAGGCUACAGGCUGAUUCCCACAGAUUUAUUAGUGUAUUUUUGCAGCAUUAGAAGUCUAAACAACAUUUUUUCUUUAGAAAUAUUGGGUUUAAUUAUGAAGCGUUUAAAGAAGCAUCUGAAAUUCUAAAACAACAUAUCUCAAGUACUACAAUAAUGUAUUUAAUACUAAAAGGACUAGCGGAAGAAUGGAAACCAGUAAAAAAUUUAUUAACAAAAAAAAUAGAGGACAUCGAAAAAAUGUUUUAUCAACAUUACAAUUUGCUUUGCAAUGAUAAAAUUUUCUUGUCCAAUGAUAUUAAAAAACUAUUAAAAUGUCGAUACGUUCAUCACGAUAUACCAUUUCUUAAAAUUGCUCCAUUUAAAGAGGAAGAUAUUUAUCUAGAACCAAGAGUUGUAAUGUUUCAUGAUGUUAUUUCUGAGGAAGAAAUAGAUACUAUGAAGGAUAUGUCUAAGCAUAUGCUUCAAGGAUCAGAAGUCGAAGGAGUUAAUGGAUCAUACUCAUCUCAAGUUAGAAUUAGUGAGACUACUUGGCUCAUUGACGAUGAUCACAAACAUGUGAAAAAUGUAAAUCGACGUGUGGAAGAUAUGACAAAUUUAGCUCUUGAUUCUGCAGAAGUCUUACAAAUCACACGUUAUCAAGUCGGUGGCAAAUACGAUGUACAUUAUGAUUUUGAUAUUGAACAUAAAAUGCCCUUAGAAAUUGGGGAUCGUAUAGCUACUCUCAUGUUUUAUCUAAGUGACGUCAGUGAAGGAGGUAAUACAAUUUUCAUCGAUUUAAAUAUUACAAUAUCACCUAAGAAAGGAAAUGCAAUAUUCUGGUACAAUCUUAGAAAAAAUGGAGAUUUUAACUUACUGACUGCUCAUUCUGGUUGUCCUGUGAUUGCUGGCACAAAAUGGGUGGCGAACAAGUGGCUUAAUGAAAUUGGUCAAGAAUUCCGUAGACCUUGUACGUGGGAAGAAAAGCCAAAGGAAUCUAAAUAUUUCUCUACAAUAAGCAGUUUUAAUUUAAUUAACAAUUAAUAUUGUUUUUAAUAAAAAUUAAUAAAUAUCAACAUUUAUAAUUAAACAUUGUUACAUCGGACUUAAUAUAAUAAUUAGUAUAAUUAAAAAUAAUAAUAAUGUCACGUCACCGUAACAUUUUUGUUAUAAAUAAAUAAUAAUUAUUAUUAAUAAUUAAUUUGAAUAAAUAAAAUAAAUAUUUAUGUAAAAUUAAUUUGUAAAUAAAUAGAGGCGAGCUGGUACCGCCGCGAGAAAUA
Messenger RNA from Leptopilina boulardi, 2891 nucleotides. Its product is annotated as prolyl 4-hydroxylase subunit alpha-1-like. Gene Ontology annotation, molecular function: iron ion binding; procollagen-proline 4-dioxygenase activity; L-ascorbic acid binding. Gene Ontology annotation, biological process: peptidyl-proline hydroxylation to 4-hydroxy-L-proline. The record is from RefSeq and is a predicted model, not a curated record. The coding region runs from base 1789 to 2655 and encodes 288 amino acids. Gene Ontology annotation, cellular component: endoplasmic reticulum. The transcript has 5 exons. NCBI's taxonomy places the organism in Eukaryota, Metazoa, Arthropoda, Insecta, Hymenoptera, Figitidae.